CUCAAAUAAAACGAAAAGAUCUUUUGAUAAUAAUUAAUUAUGGAACCAUAUUUCAAAAAUUCCAAGCCUGAUGCAGCUACAGUACGUAAUGCUCCAAAGAAAUUAUACGAGGAGUGCUUCCCCCGUUGCUUCCCUCAAGGUGCAACAGAGUACACUGACUCCAUGAUGCAAUGCGCUAUGAACUGCAAAUCUAAACUGUCCCAAUCUUUCCUCUCCUUCAAGGAGACAUACAGAGAAAGACUGGAAGAUGAUGGGUACGUGAUCGACGGUGAUUCCUACCAAAAUAAUCAAAAUCCUUUCUUAGGGAUGAAGUCAAACCCAAGGAUGCUAAAUGUCAAGAAGAACUUUAAAGUUGAAAUGGCCCCUGCUUCAAGUAAUUAUGUCUAAGCAUUCCUUAAGCUCUUCUUCUA
This is a messenger RNA of Moneuplotes crassus, 410 nucleotides long. The record is from the annotation of a GenBank genome assembly. Lineage: Eukaryota; Ciliophora; Spirotrichea; Euplotida; Euplotidae.